Messenger RNA from Nilaparvata lugens (brown planthopper), 1760 nucleotides. RefSeq names its product laccase-1-like. Gene Ontology annotation, cellular component: plasma membrane. The record is from RefSeq and is a predicted model, not a curated record. NCBI's taxonomy places the organism in Eukaryota, Metazoa, Arthropoda, Insecta, Hemiptera, Delphacidae. Gene Ontology annotation, biological process: iron ion transport. Gene Ontology annotation, molecular function: copper ion binding; oxidoreductase activity.
AGAACUACUAGUGUAAACGGAUGAAAAUGCAAAUAAACAACUUGAAUUUGAAUUUACUUACAAUCAUCACACAACUGUCAAAGUGGCCAUAUAAUUUCCAAAACUUAGAAUGCAUUUUUAAAGAAAUUUAUGAUGGAAAUAAAAUUAUUUAUGUAGCAUAUUUAUUAUUGAUCAUUUUUGUGCAGGUAUGUGAGAACGACAUCCUAGUGGUGGAUGUGACCAAUAGGAUACCAGGCCAAGGAGUGGCCAUCCACUGGCGAGGCCAGCCACAGAAGGAGACCCCCUACAUGGAUGGUGUUGCCAUGGUAACGCAAUGCCCCAUCCCCGCGCACACCACUUUCCAGUACAAAUUCCGUGCCUCGCAAGCGGGCACUCAUCUGUGGCAGAUACAUACUGGCAACGGCCAGAUAGACGCACUAUUCGGCUCACUAAUUGUACGACACGCAGACAGAAGGAAAGUCCAGAGACAGCUUUAUGACGUCGAUGACCCCAACCACAUCGUGGUCAUAAGUGAGUGGCCUAUGCCCCCCACCCCUGAUAAGAGAGAGGCAACCAACACCAACUCUGCUACACUUCUCAUCAAUGGCCGGGCUCAGACUAAGAUGGAAUCGGACAGCGAUGAUGCAGACUACAAGCACGCGUCGACUAGAUUCAAUGUGACGGGCGGCAGACGGCAACGUAUGCGAGUGAUAUAUGCAGGCAGCCAGGUGGGAUGUCCUGUCUCCAUUCAGGUCGAGAGACAUCGGCUGCAGGUGAUCGCAAUGGACGGUCAUCCAAUCGAGCCACAGAUGGUUCAGUCGCUUAUCAUUGCUCCAGGAGAGCGAAUAGAUUUUGUUCUAACAGCUGAUCAGACUGAAUCCUUGUCUUAUUGGCUGAAAGCUGAGACCAGACCAUCAUGUCACCGACAGUCCUCGUCCUAUGCGCUGAUAGACUACAUGUUCCGACCACCCAAGGAGCCUUCCCGGUCAUCCCAACUCAAUGAAGAGGCGGCUGUUCCUCAAACCAAGGUGCUGAGUACUGUGACAGAAAACGAGUGUUCCAAGUCUGAUCACAUCUGUUUGCCGAACAUAAAAUCUGUGAAUAAAUUGCCAAGGGAUUUGGCCGCAGAGAAGAUGGAUCACACACUGUAUUUACCAUUUGAUUUUGUAAGUGUUCCGAGCAACAGUGACUUUCCAGAUCCUCUCCUGAAACCGAGAAUAAACAACAUUACAUUCAUGUUUCCUUCGUCGCCACUGCUGAGCCAAUCAGCUGAUCUGCAGGAGUCGAAUUCACUGUGCAGUGACAACAAGCGACCCAAGUAUUGCAUGGAUGAAGCGGGUGCAUGUCAGUGCGUACACGUCAUUGACAUCCCACUACACUCUAGGGUCGAACUGCUAUUGAUCGAUAAAGGAGGUGAUGAUCUAACAGACGAGCAUGUUUUCCACAUGCAUGGAGGUAGUUUCUACGUGGUGGGAUCCAAACAAGGACUGGCAGACAACAGCAUGGAGACCAUCAGGAAACUGAAUGCUGAAGGAGGUCUAUUGGAGAAGAACCUCAAAGAUCCUGUUAUCAAGGAUACAGUACCUGUGCCACCUGGUGGAAUUGCUGUGUUGAGGUUUAGGGCUGAUAAUCCAGGUUACUGGCUACUGCAUGAUCAGAAAGCAGCCCAUUGGUCCCAAGGUUUGGUCAUUCUCCAUGUUGGAAACAACAAUGCACCUUCUGUACCAGAAAAUUUUCCGAGAUGUGGAAAUUGGGUUGGGCCAGAGUAUUUUCUGAUCUGA